This is a messenger RNA of Sporothrix brasiliensis 5110, 1239 nucleotides long. Its product is annotated as adenosine deaminase. The transcript has a single exon. Bases 1 to 1239 code for a protein of 412 amino acids. Gene Ontology annotation, molecular function: adenine deaminase activity. NCBI's taxonomy places the organism in Eukaryota, Fungi, Ascomycota, Sordariomycetes, Ophiostomatales, Ophiostomataceae. Gene Ontology annotation, biological process: purine ribonucleoside monophosphate biosynthetic process; adenine catabolic process; hypoxanthine salvage. Gene Ontology annotation, cellular component: cytosol; nucleus. The record is from RefSeq and is a predicted model, not a curated record.
AUGUGUCACCACACGACCCAGCCGCUGCACACGCUGCUUGCGGCCCUGCCCAAGUGCGAACACCACAUGCACGUCGAGGGCUCGCUGUCGCCCGAGCUGCUCUUUGAACUCGCCCAGCGCAACGGCGUCGCCCUGCCGCCCGUGUCCGAGGACGCCGCGUUUGCGUCCGUCGAGGCCCUCUAUGCCCGCUACGCCCGCUUCACGUCGCUCGACGAUUUCCUGCACUACUACUACAUCGGCAUGUCCGUGCUGCAGACGGCCGCCGACUUUGAGGCCCUCGCCAUGGCCUACUUUGAAAAGGCCCACGCCGCCAACGUGCGCCACGCCGAGAUCUUCUUCGACCCGCAGGUCCACCUGGCCCGCGGCGUGUCGCUUGCCGACGUUGUGCGCGGCCUGCGUGCCGCCAGCCGCCGUGCCACGGCCGAGCUGGGCGGCAUGACGUGCCUGCUGAUUCCGUGCCUGUUGCGCCACCUGCCCGUCGCCGACAGCGGCCAGCUGGUGGCGCAGCUGCGCGAGGGCUACUGGGCGGACGGCGACGAGGCGGCACAGGAGGCGGCGGUCGUGCAGGCGCUGGACGCGGCCUUUGACAGGGAGGCGGACGCGGAUUCGCUGCGCGGCGCGCUGGCGGGGCUGGGCCUCUGCUCGUCGGAGCGCGAUCUGCCGCCGACGCUGUGGCGCGAUGUGUUCCGGGAAGCGAGACGGCACAGCGUGUCGGCCCCAGACGGGUCGACAACAAGAUCGACAAAAAAACCCGCCCGCCGCGGUGCCACCCGCAUCACCGCCCACGCCGGCGAGGAGGGCCCGGCCGAGUACGUUGCCCUCGCCCUCGACCACCUGGGCGCCCAGCGCAUCGACCACGGCAUCGCCGCCGCCACCGACACGGACCUCAUGGCCCGCCUGGCCGCCGACCAGAUCCUGCUGACCGUGUGCCCCCUGUCCAAUGUCUGCCUCAAGGCCGCGCCGUCCGUCGCCGACGUGCCCAUCCGCGUCUUCUUGGACGCCGGCGUGCCCUUCUCCAUCAACUCGGACGACCCGGCCUACUUUGGCGGCUACAUCCAGGAGAACUACUGCGCCGUGCAGGACGCGCACAACCUGGCCGCGGCCGACUGGGCCACGAUUGCGCACAAUGCCGUGCGCGGCAGCUGGUGCGACGAGGCGCGGAAGACGGCCAUCCGGAACGAGAUUGAUAGCGUCAUGGCGGCCUGGGAGGCGGGCACCUUGUCUGCACCCAAGGCGUAG